Molecule: messenger RNA, 1359 nt
Organism: Ochotona curzoniae (black-lipped pika)
Lineage: Eukaryota; Metazoa; Chordata; Mammalia; Lagomorpha; Ochotonidae
Gene: KAZALD1
Product: Kazal type serine peptidase inhibitor domain 1
Exons: 5
Coding region: 119-1033 (304 amino acids)
Biological process (GO): regulation of signal transduction; regulation of cell growth
Cellular component (GO): extracellular region
Molecular function (GO): insulin-like growth factor binding
Source: RefSeq, a predicted model, not a curated record
UCUACAUUUUUCUCCACCGCCUGCUGGGCACUGCAAUCAGGGGUCUAUUCCUGCCCGGAUAUCAGCUGGACGCAGCUGAUGCUCUGCGCGCUGGCUCGCAGGGACUCCUGGUGAAGCCAUGCCUCAGCCGCCUGCCGCUCUUGCCUUGACAUUGCCCCUGCUGCUGCUCGUGGUGGUGUUGGUGCAGAUCCCGUCCCCGGCCGGCGGGAGGCCAUCCCCCAGCCCGGAUUACUUGCGGCGCGGCUGGCUGCGGCUGCUGGCUGAGGGCGAGGGAUGUGCGCUCUGCCGGCCGGAGGAGUGCGCCGAGCCGCGGGGCUGCCUGGCGGGCCGGGUGCUGGACGCGUGCGGCUGCUGCUGGGAAUGCGCCAACCUGGAAGGCCAGCUCUGCGACCUAGACCCCGGCGCUCAUUUCUACGGGCGCUGCGGGGAGCAGCUCGAGUGCCGGCUGGACGUGGACGGCGACCUGAGUCGCGGAGAGAUGCCAGAGCCACUGUGUGCCUGCCGCUCGCAGCAGCCGCUUUGCGGCUCCGACGGCCGCACCUAUGCCCAGAUCUGCCGCCUUCAAGAGGCUGCCCGCGCUCAGCCUGACGCCAACCUCACCGUGGCGCACCCAGGGCCCUGCGAAUCGGAGCCCCAGAUCGUGUCGCAGCCACACAACAUCUGGAACAUCACCGGGCAGGACGUGAUCUUCGGCUGCGAGGUGUUUGCCUAUCCCAUGGCCUCCAUCGAGUGGCGGAAGGAUGGCUUGGAUGUCCAGCUGCCAGGGGAUGACCCCCAUGUCUCGGUGCAGUUUAGGGGAGGCCCCCAGAGGUUUGAGGUGACGGCCUGGCUGCAGAUCCAGGCUGUGCGCCCCAGUGAUGAGGGUGUGUACAGGUGUCUCGCCCGAAACGCCCUGGGUCAGACUGAGGCCCAGGCUAUGCUGACAGUGCUCACACCAGACCAGCUGAACGCCACAGGCUUCUCCCAGUUGCCACCACUGAGCCUGCUCCCUGAGGAGGCCACCGAGAGUGAAGAGAGCCAGGAUUACUACUAAACCCAGGGGUGGGGGGUGGGAGUGGGUGUGGGGGUCAGCUCUAUUCUGGGAGAGAUCCAGAAAUGGGGAGCAAGUUCCUGCACAGCUUGCUGUGAGACUCUUAAUAAAGGCAGUCCUGAAGUGGCAGCGGCGAGGAAAGCUGCAAAGGGUCCUGGCAGGAGAUCUCACCUAGUCUCACUUACUCCUUUCCCCAAGUUUCCCCUCUCUCUGGAGUCCCAGCUGUGCUGACACUGCAGUGUGCUUGGCUGUGGUCCCUGCAAGACAGCAGGAACUGGUGGGGGCCAAUACAGGGGCAGCUCUGUCCUGCGCAGCUAGGCCCAGGAGAA